Messenger RNA from Equus quagga, 1529 nucleotides. It is a transcript of the gene HHLA2, whose product is annotated as HERV-H LTR-associating 2. The transcript is spliced from 9 exons. The coding region runs from base 221 to 1441 and encodes 406 amino acids. NCBI's taxonomy places the organism in Eukaryota, Metazoa, Chordata, Mammalia, Perissodactyla, Equidae. The record is from RefSeq and is a predicted model, not a curated record. Gene Ontology annotation, cellular component: external side of plasma membrane. Gene Ontology annotation, biological process: negative regulation of T cell proliferation; cellular response to lipopolysaccharide; immune response.
CUGACUCAUACCGCGUUCUUCAUCCCCCUCUCUCACACCUGACUUCAACCUUUAUUCUUAAGGACUACUUAGCAUUCAGCUGAACGGUCUCAAUUUCUAAGCAAGCAGAUAGAGAUCUGGACGCCCCUCUGGUGCAGCUCAGGAUUUGAUUUGAGAGCUUGAGAGACCAUCUGAAAUUUGGAUCUGGGGAAAAUUAUAAUUAACAUGACCUCCCCAAGACAUGAGGGCAGAGGCAGUGCUGUCUUUCUUCCUCAUUCUUGCACCAUCUCUGAGUGGAUUUCCAGGUUUCUUCAGUUAUCUGAGUGCUCCGAGUGAGGAAGAAGUCAUUGGAAGACUCGAUGAGGAUGUGAUUCUCCCUUGCUCAUUUAAGAAUGGGUCUGAGGUUGUAAUUCACUGGAAGAAUCAAGAAACCCACACUAUUUACUCAUACUUCAAAGGCAGUGACCAUUUGGAAAAGCAAGAUCCCAGGUACACAAACAGGACAUCCCUCUUCCAUGCUGAAAUUCACAAUGGGAAUGCCUCCCUAUCUAUUAGAAUAUUAAGGCUUCUGGAUGAAGGAAUUUAUAUCUGCUAUGUGGGAACAGCAUCUGGAAAAACCACAAAGAAAGUGGUAUUAAAGGUGGGAGCUUUUGUCACACCUGUGAUGAAGUAUGAAAAGAGGAACAUGACCAGCUUCUUAACAUGCAGUGUGCGAAGUUACCCUCAUCCAAGUAUCACAUGGCAAGGGGACGAGACACCUAUCUCUGAAAGCACUCUGGAAGAAAUCGAGUCUUCGGGGUGUUUUCAUAUUUACAGUACAGUGAAUAUUACAGGAUCAAAUUCAUCUUAUGAAUGUGCUAUUGAAAAUUCAUUGCUGAAGCAAACAUGGACAGGACAAUGGACAGUGAAAGAUGGCCUUCAUAAAAUGCAAAGUGAACACAUUUCACUCUCAUGUCAACCUGCAAGCAACAUUUCUCUACCAAAUCAAAACUUCAGAGUCACUUGGUCCAGAGUGGAAAGUGGGAAUUCCUCCAUUCUGGCUUACUUUCUGAGCUCCUCACGAAAUACGAUUAUCAAUGAACCCCGAUUUUCAUGGAACAAAGAGCUAAUAAACCAGAGUGACUUCUCCUUGACUUUGAGGGAUCUUAGAGUUUCAGACAGUGGGGAAUACUUGUGCAAUAUUUCUUCAAGCAAUUAUACUUUACUCACCAUCCAAACACUGCAUGUAGAACCGAGUCAAAAAAGAGAUAUCUGGAAAAUUCCGCUUCCAGUGAUGAUUCUGGUAAUUCUCGUGAUUCUGGUGAUUCUGGUGCUUUUAGUAUUUUACAAAGUCCCUGCAUCAAGAAGAUUCUACCGUUUCUGCAGAGCAUGGGAUCCUGUCUCCACUGAUGAGAAUGCUCGUAAUACAGAAAACAGGAUGCAAACAAUAGCUGAAGAUCCCCCCUCCCCAAAACCAAAUUAAAACACAACCAUCAUUAAAUGCUUAAGAUAAAAAUGGUCAUUCUGACAUGAACAACGGCCAUAUAGAGUUCAUUUUUCUUGGUUCUGGG